Durio zibethinus is the source of this 2673-nucleotide messenger RNA. RefSeq names its product 2-C-methyl-D-erythritol 2,4-cyclodiphosphate synthase, chloroplastic-like. Gene Ontology annotation, biological process: terpenoid biosynthetic process. The record is from RefSeq and is a predicted model, not a curated record. Lineage: Eukaryota; Viridiplantae; Streptophyta; Magnoliopsida; Malvales; Malvaceae. Gene Ontology annotation, molecular function: 2-C-methyl-D-erythritol 2,4-cyclodiphosphate synthase activity.
AACAUUGGAAAUUGCCAUUAAAUGGAGUUAUUAAUCCCAGCAGACCAGUUGAAACUUGAAACAGUGAGUGAAAUUGUUUGGUUCCUGCAAUUAUAUGCCACUAGUAACUAUGCGUAUUAAAAAAGAAAAAAAGAAAAAAGGGAAAAUUUUAUGUCCACAAAUAAUAAUAAUAAUAAUAAAAAAAAAAAAACACGAAACCCACGAAACCGAGUCAACAAAGAAACUGAAACUGCCCCACGAAAAACAUAGCCCCUUCUUUGCUAAAACAAAGAUUUCAACGGCUAUGGCCAUUAACUUUUACAGUUGUUCACCGAUUCCAGCAAAACCCACCUCCACAGCGAUUUCAAACAAGUCCAUUUUGUUGCCUAAUCCUCGUAUCUCGCCCGCCGGACAUCAUAGUAAACUCGCACCAUCUUCAUCUUCUUCAGCUGUUGCUCUUCGAGCUUCAAUUUCACCAGCUGCUACUUCAGUUGCAUUCGAUGGACCGGCCACUUCCACUAAACCUUCCAAGUCUUUGCCGUUUAGAGUGGGUCAUGGCUUCGACCUUCAUCGCUUGGAGCCUGGCUACCCUUUGAUCAUUGGUGGGAUUGAUAUUCCUCAUGAUAGAGGUUGUGAGGCUCAUUCUGAUGGGGAUGUGCUGCUUCAUUGUGUUGUGGAUGCAAUUCUGGGAGCUUUAGGGCUUCCUGAUAUAGGGCAGAUAUUUCCAGACUCUGAUCCGAAGUGGAAAGGGGCUCCAUCUUCAGUUUUUAUCAAAGAAGCUUAUAUAUAUGCCCUCCAGGCCAGCAUAAGUAUGACAGAUAACAGAGCCUUCCCUUGGAGCUUCCCUUGGAGCUUGUUUAUGGCCUAUUGGAACUCAACUUCCCAAUCUGCAACUUUCCUCCUUAGGUUGCACAAUAGCGGCAACUGCAUCCACACAUCUUUUGAGUACCUGCAGCUAAAGAAUAUGUGUUCCCUGCUCUCCCUGUCCUGCCUGCAUAGCACACAAGCCUCAUCUGUAGAGUACCGCCAUCCAGGUUAUUAUAGCAUACUUGGGAAUAAGAGGCUUACACCAAACAAGCUUGUGCCAUCUGACCUUUUCCUGCCUUAUCCUUAUUUCAUCCCAUAUAGCAGCAGCAGAGUACCCAUGGCCUUUUUGGCACCAAACCAUCCCAUUGUCAGUCUGCACUAGAAACCUGGUAGCAAUUCCCCUCGUCUAGAGUAACUUAUUCAUACUCCAACUUUGAUUUUGGGUGAUUGGCAUCUCCCAUAUGCUCCUUCCCUUCAGCACAUACCUCUGCAGCCAUGCAAUCUGCAAGGAACCUGCUUGAGCGAAAAUGGACCAAAAUAACCUUAGAGUGCUAGCUUGAUUCCAGCUUUCAAUAUCUUUUAGCCCCAGUCCACCCUCUGACUUAGGCUUACAAAUAGAGUGCCAACUGACUCAAGCCCCACUAACAGGCUGUGAAUCUUUCUUCAGAACAGCUUAAUUUGUUUAUUGUUGGGAAUGGGGUUAAGUUAUUAUGUUGGACUGUAAUAAUUAAUAUGGUAUGUGCAUGUACAUAACUGAAGAAAACUUUAUAUAUCCUUGUAUUCUAUUUAGCCUGCAAAGUGAUUGUACAAGCAGAUGCACCUUGUAAACAUUAUUUUUCACUUAAAAUUUAUAGGUAAAAAAAAUAAAAAUUGAUGCUUUUAAGAGCAAUAUAUCGGGUAUGAUAUUGUUUCACUGUAGAAUUCUGUAAAAACUGUGAUGCUUUGUUUGACGGUGACAUCACCUACUACAAUGCAAUGAACCUUUCUUCAAAACGGCCAAACUUGUUUGUGGUUGGAAAUUGAAUCAACUUUUAUUAUUGACCGAACUAUGGAUAUUCAUGUACAUGCAGGAAAACCCUGUAUCAUACCCAAGGUGCAAAGUGAUGCUUUAUGCUGAUGUCAAUCUAGGCCGUAAAAUGAAAUGCUAUUUACAUCUUAUGCUAUAUACUUCACCUAGAAGUUCUUAUGUGGUUUUCUGUAUGUAUAGUAUUGUGGAAGAAUCCUUGCUGAGCCUGAAUUUACAUGUAUACUGCUUCAGUCAGAAAAGAAACUAAAUCAUUGAAAUGUGCCCCAAUGCCUCCUCUCAUCCAACUCUUUUAGUGCUACUUUCUUCUUGAGGAUUUGGCUGUUAGGUGUUCUAAAAGUUUCACUUAAUGUGAGAUUGUCAAACCUAAAUUGGUAGACCUAAAAUUUGUUUGUAGGACCAGCAUAAGGAAGAAUGAUUAACAAAUUAGCAAGGCAAAACAAACUAUAAAGUGGGGUAAUAUAUGACAACCAUGAUUGUUUUGAAAUAUGGACGUGGAUGACCCUUUAACUGAUUUAAUUCAGGAAAGAGGCAGCUGUCCUCUUUCUACUGAAUUCAGAUCUUAGAAAGUAAUAGUAAGUAACUAAAUGUGUAUAUCAUUUGAAGUACUCCCUGGCUAAGUUUGUACAUAUUGAUAUACUGGCACAAUCAGAAAGAAACUUUACUAAUAAUGUAUUAUUUAAAAAAUAAAAUGAGUUGAAAGACUUUUUGUCUGGGAUUUUUUCCCCUUAUGCAUUAGGUACUCUGCUCAAGUUAGCUAUGCUAGGCCAUCAUUGUAUAUAUCAUCCAUUCUAGGAACUUAUACUAAGUUUUAGCUGUUCAGACUAUUUAGAUUAAUCAUGCUAAUCCUCUGCAGCAUGGUU